CAACUUAACAGCAUCAUUUACGUAAAUUUCGGCAGUUAGCUAAUUGUUAAUAAAUUAUUUUAGCCCAACUAUGUCGAUCUUGCGCUCGAAUUACUACGACCAUCCCGAUGGAGAGGAUGCAUUCGGCAAGAUUGUGGCCACUAAUAGAUAUGCUGUGGCCGCCGGCUUGGCCUGGUCCACAGUCGAUGUGCUGACCCUAUCGAAGCCACAAGGGUAUCUGCCCACUCUGGGACGUUUUGCAUAUAACACGGGCCCCCUGAUGGGCAUGGCCACGGCAUUUACGCUCACUACAUUGGCUGCCACAAAUGCCCGCGGAAAGGACGACAAAAUCAACUACUUUUUGGGCGGUUUUGCUGCUGGCGGCGUCUUUGGAGCCUGGAAACACAAUCAUGUGGCUGGACUAUGCGCUGGUCUCUUCCUGGGCCUUGCCGGUGUUAUUAAGAAGAUGUCCAUUGAACAGGGUUGGGAAUUCUUCCCGGAGCCACCUACUCAUCAAUACGGUGGCGUGAAUGUAGCCGCCAACGACUGGACAAUCACUGCUGAACGUCCCAAGAACUGGACAGCCAAGGUGGAAACAGAAGCGUAAAGUCCCAAAGAAAGUGAUAACAAUUGUUUAGUUUAAUAAAAAUGUUGUUAUGAGAUAGAA
This is a messenger RNA of Drosophila willistoni, 646 nucleotides long. RefSeq names its product NADH dehydrogenase [ubiquinone] 1 alpha subcomplex subunit 11 (gene ND-B14.7). The transcript has 2 exons. The record is from RefSeq and is a predicted model, not a curated record. Lineage: Eukaryota; Metazoa; Arthropoda; Insecta; Diptera; Drosophilidae. Gene Ontology annotation, biological process: mitochondrial respiratory chain complex I assembly. The coding region runs from base 71 to 586 and encodes 171 amino acids.